Messenger RNA from Nerophis ophidion (straightnose pipefish), 2291 nucleotides. RefSeq names its product 5-hydroxytryptamine (serotonin) receptor 1A a (gene htr1aa). Gene Ontology annotation, cellular component: plasma membrane. The coding region runs from base 261 to 1487 and encodes 408 amino acids. The transcript has a single exon. The record is from RefSeq and is a predicted model, not a curated record. Gene Ontology annotation, molecular function: G protein-coupled serotonin receptor activity. Gene Ontology annotation, biological process: adenylate cyclase-activating adrenergic receptor signaling pathway; regulation of vasoconstriction; regulation of hormone secretion. Lineage: Eukaryota; Metazoa; Chordata; Actinopteri; Syngnathiformes; Syngnathidae.
ACUCACACAUGAUCACGUGCACGCAUGUACAGCGUGCGCACACACACACACACACACACACACAUGCACUCACACACGCGCGCACGCGCACACACCCGGCGUGCGUCAUGCGUCCUGAAAGUAGCUCGCUUCCUCGGCUGGAGCGCGUCAAGACGCACACGAUGAGCUCCUUCGGCGGCAGCGGCUGAGGGGCUGCCCAGCCCGCCUCUCCACCCCUGCAUGCCCUCCCCGCACCGCCCCGGGAAAGUUGCACACCAACUAUGGAUUACCUCACCGCCACGGGCAACCACAGCAACGCCACCGGGGGCUACCCUCCAGGGGUGGAGGUGGUCGCGGACUGGCUGGGCUCCGACAACGGCACCGGUUCUGCGGGGUUCUCCCCCCACAUGGAGCUGGGCUAUCAGGUGCUCACCUCCCUGCUCCUGGGGGCCCUCAUCUUGUGCUCCGUGUUCGGCAACGCGUGCGUGGUGGCCGCCAUCGCCCUGGAGAGGUCCCUCCAGAAUGUGGCCAACUACCUGAUCGGAUCCCUGGCCGUGACAGACCUCAUGGUGUCGGUGCUGGUGCUGCCCAUGGCGGCCCUGUACCAGGUUCUGAACAAGUGGACUCUGGGCCAGGGCAUCUGCGACUUGUUUAUCUCCCUGGACGUGUUGUGCUGCACGUCCUCCAUCCUGCACCUGUGCGCCAUCGCGCUGGACCGCUACUGGGCCAUCACGGACCCCAUAGACUAUGUCAACAAGCGCACCCCGAGGAGAGCCGCGAUCCUCAUCAGCGUCACCUGGCUGGUGGGCUUCUCCAUCUCCAUCCCGCCCAUGCUGGGGUGGAGAAGCGCAGAAGACCGCGCUGACCCGGACGCGUGCAUCAUCAGCCAGGACCCGGGCUACACCAUCUACUCCACCUUCGGGGCGUUCUACAUCCCCCUCAUCCUCAUGUUGGUCCUCUACGGGCGGAUCUUCAAGGCGGCUCGCUUUCGGAUUCGGAAGACGGUGAGGAAAGAGAAAGUGAAAGCCGACAGGUGCUUGACUUUGUCCCCGGCGGCGCUCCACAAGAGCGUGGAGGCAACCAGGCCGUGCGUAAACGGCGCCGUGCAGUUCGGCGACGAGGGCGAGUCCCUGGAGGUGGUGGAGGUGAGCAGCUCCAAGAGCCACCUGGCCCUGCCCAACACGCCGCAGUCGUCGUCGCACGAAAACCUCAACGAGAGGAACUCUGGGGCCAAGCGCAAGUUGGCCCUGGCGCGGGAGCGCAAGACGGUGAAGACGCUGGGCAUCAUCAUGGGCACCUUCAUCUUCUGCUGGCUGCCCUUCUUCAUCGUGGCCCUGGUGCUGCCUUUCUGCGCCGAGAGCUGCUUCAUGCCGGACUGGCUGGGCGCCGUCAUCAACUGGCUGGGCUACUCCAACUCCCUGCUCAACCCCAUCAUCUACGCCUACUUCAACAAGGACUUCCAAAGUGCUUUCAAGAAGAUACUCAAGUGCAAAUUCCACAGGCCGUGAGCGUGGCGCCACGGCAUUAGGUACACCUGGCAGAGCGUUGUCUGUCAGGCUUGACGAGGCGAUUAUCGCUGGCGUGGCAUCACAUGUUGCGCGUUGACAUGUGAUGUCAAACGUUUGUUUACGCAGCGCAGCUCCCCCUGCAGGUGCCUUGUUGAACUUGCAGGUACAGAGGGACACACGUUUGACAGAGAGGUAAUCAUUUUUUUUUUUACUUUCUUUAAUUUUUACUUUGGGUAAUAUGUUUUUCAUUCAAUACUGCUCAAUUCUUGUAUUUUUUUUCCAGUAACUCUUUAGUAUGGGGAACAAAGACUUAAUUAAGAAAGUUAAAGUUUAAAGUUAAAAAGUUAAAGUACCAAUGACAGUCACACACACACAAUAGGUGUGGUGAAAUUUGUCCUCUGCAUUUGACCCAUCCCCUUGUUCACCCCCUGGGAGGUGAGAGAGCAGCGGUGAAAGAGGUAAACAAAAAUAUGACAUGCAACUUUUGACACAGGUGCAUGCAUGUCCUAUACUCAACAACACCCGUGCUCACAUAACCAGCAACACCCUCAUCUCAGCAGAAUCAUUUUUGGUGAUUUAACCCCCAAUUCCAACCCUUGAUGCUGAGUGACAAGCAGGGAUGUAAUGGGUCGCAAUUUUAUAGACUUUGAUAUGACUCAGCCGGGGUUUUGAACUCACAACCUACCGAUCUCAGGGCGGACACGCUAACCACUAGGCCACUGAGUAAGGGGAGAGUUAUUUGGACACUAGGGGAACAUAUUGUAAAAAACAAAGACUUAAUUUAGAGUUAUGGCCAUGCAGAAU